Gastrolobium bilobum is the source of this 1522-nucleotide messenger RNA. RefSeq names its product transcription factor IIIA-like. Gene Ontology annotation, cellular component: nucleus. Gene Ontology annotation, biological process: regulation of transcription by RNA polymerase II. The transcript has 6 exons. Bases 143 to 1243 code for a protein of 366 amino acids. The record is from RefSeq and is a predicted model, not a curated record. Lineage: Eukaryota; Viridiplantae; Streptophyta; Magnoliopsida; Fabales; Fabaceae.
UGAGUGUGUGACAACAAACCCUGAAUCCGUAGGUUUAGGUUACGAUUGGGGAUUCCAUUUCUGUGAUUAUGAUUUUGUGAAAAUUUUCAUGUGAGUAUCAUUCUGUCUGUUCAUUUUUUUUUUUCUUCUCAUCAGAGUCUAAAUGUCUGAGACAAAGAUGGAUGAUGCAAUGGAAAGUAGUGAAAGACCUAUUUUCAGAGAUAUUAGACGCUAUUCCUGUCAAUACUGUGGCAUGUCCAGGUCUAAGAAGACCCUUAUUACCUCUCAUAUCAAUUCUCACCACAAGGAGGAGGCGGAAAAAGCAGGACUCCAAAGAGAUCAGGAAUCGGAGGGUAUAAAAUUGAAUACAUGUAAGGAAUGUGGUGCUAGAUUCAAAAAACCUGCCUACCUAUUGCAGCACAUGCAAAGCCAUUCACUUGAGAGGCCGUAUAUUUGUACUGUUGAUGAUUGUCAGGCAAGUUACAGAAGAAAGGACCACUUGACUCGUCAUCUUCUACAGCAUAAAGGGAAAACUUUUACAUGUCCAAUUGAGAAUUGCAGCUGUGAUUUUGCUUUCAAGGGAAAUAUGACAAGACAUGUCAAGGAGUUUCAUAACAAGAAUUCUGCCUCUACAGGUGUUAAAAAUCAGAAGCAAUAUGUGUGCCCAGAAAUUGGCUGUGGCAAGGUUUUCAAAUUUGCUUCAAAGCUACAGAAGCAUGAAGAUUCUCAUGUUAAGCUGGAGUCAAUAGAGGUAGUGUGCUUAUAUCCUGGUUGCAUGAAGCAUUUCACUAAUGUCCAGUGCCUUAGAGUCCAUACUAAAUCCUGCCAUCAAUAUGUGACCUGUGAAACUUGUGGGAAAAAGCAACUGAAGAAGAACAUUAAAAGGCAUCUCUGUAAGCAUGAAACUGGUAGUUCAUCAGAGGUGUUUCAUUGUGAAAAUAAGGGUUGUAGCAGCACAUUCUCAAAUAAAUCCAAUCUUCGUAAGCAUGUGAAGGCUGUGCACUUGCAAAACAAACCUUUUAUGUGUGGCUUCCCCGAUUGUGGCAUGAGAUUUGCUUAUAAGCAUGUGAGAGAUAACCAUGAAAAAUCUGGUUCACAUGUUUUUACCCUUGGGGAUUUUGAAGAAUCUGAUGAACAAUUCAGGUCAAGGGCAAUGGGAGGGAGGAAGAGGAAGUUUCCUACGGUUGAAAUGUUAGUUAGGAAGAGAGUUGCUCCACCAAGUCAACUGGAGUUGAUCAUGAAGGGUAGUGAAGAGAUGUAUUGAGCUUUUCAUGGACUUCUCACAUUACAGAUAGAGUGAAUGGUUGCCCUUGUUUCCACUGUGUGCUCAGUAGUGUGUGUGUGUGUGUAGGAUUAGGACAAUAAUCUAUAGCGUUGGAUAUUAAACCUCGUUUAUUGUGUAUAAAAUUAUAUGUUCAUAAUAGAUUCAACAGUAACACUGCACAUUUUUUGUCAUCUUGUUGGGAAGGGAGUAGUGAUGUUCUAUUUUUAUCACUUUUAUGUUUGAUUCUCUCCCGCAUGCUCCCUUCUUUACCCCCUUUGU